GAGAUAGACAUCAGAGGCUGUACGCAUCUUCACUGCAUCUCCCUCCCCGCGAUUCUUCUACUGUUGUCCAUCCGGUCUCUCUCCCGCCCUCCGGCGUCGAUUCUCCGGCGACGUCGCCGUUAACAGCAACAGAUUUUCCCAAUAAUGUCAGGUCAAACCCAGCGCCUGAAUGUAGUUCCCACUGUCACAAUGCUUGGAGUUAUGAAAGCUCGCCUUGUUGGCGCUACACGAGGCCAUGCUCUGCUCAAGAAGAAGAGUGACGCUUUGACAGUGCAGUUUCGUCAAAUCCUUAAGAAAAUUGUCUCUACCAAAGAAUCAAUGGGUGAGAUCAUGAAGUCAUCUUCAUUUGCCUUGACUGAAGCUAAAUAUGUCGCUGGGGAGAAUAUUAAGCACAUUGUUCUUGAGAAUGUCCAAAAUGCAUCUCUCAAAGUCAGAUCAAAGCAAGAGAAUAUAGCUGGUGUGAAACUUCCUAAGUUUGAAUACUUCACUGAAUCUGAGACCAAGCAUGACCUGACUGGACUGGCCAAAGGUGGUCAGCAAGUCCAGCUAUGUCGAGCGGCUUAUGUCAAAACAAUUGAGGUUCUUGUUGAGCUUGCUUCACUUCAAACGUCGUUUUUAACACUCGAUGAAGCAAUAAAGACAACAAAUCGAAGAGUUAAUGCUCUGGAGAAUGUUGUGAAGCCCAGAUUGGAGAACACUAUCAACUAUAUCAAGGGAGAACUGGAUGAGCUUGAAAGAGAGGAUUUCUUCAGGUUGAAGAAGAUACAAGGAUACAAAAAGAGGGAGCUCGAGAGACAGAUGGCGUCAGCACAGCAAUAUGCAGUAGAGAAGCUCGCUGAGGAGGUUUCUUUGAAAAAGGGCAUUCCUCUUGACUCGGCCCACAACUUGUUAUCGGCAGGAACAGAGAGAGACGAGGACAUAAUUUUCUAAUCUGAAGUCCCGAUUCUGGUCGGUGUCACAUGUCAAUAUGAUAUGAUCAAUGUGCUGCUGCUCUUUUAGAAAUAGAAUUGCCGGGUAUGACUUAGAUUGCGGUUUGAUGUUACAUAGUUUUAUAGGGAAUAAGAGUGGUGCUAGGAUGCAGUUCAUGUUUCUUGUAGUAUGGUUAUCAGACUCUUUAAGCAUAGAAUACAGAGCUUCUCUGCUGCCAAUCAGUUAUUAUGUCAA
Rhodamnia argentea is the source of this 1164-nucleotide messenger RNA. RefSeq names its product V-type proton ATPase subunit D-like. Bases 145 to 930 code for a protein of 261 amino acids. The transcript has 2 exons. Gene Ontology annotation, molecular function: proton-transporting ATPase activity, rotational mechanism. The record is from RefSeq and is a predicted model, not a curated record. Gene Ontology annotation, cellular component: vacuolar membrane; proton-transporting V-type ATPase complex. NCBI's taxonomy places the organism in Eukaryota, Viridiplantae, Streptophyta, Magnoliopsida, Myrtales, Myrtaceae.